AUGGACGGCAGGGACGACAACGCGUUAGGGCAGCGGCAGGGAACGCAUAGGCGAACACCCCUUGGGCAAAUCGGUGAAACGUAUUUGUUGGAGUGCUGCGGGGAAAAGCGGCCAUGGGCCGAAGACGCGAGGCUCGAGUUGAAGACAGGCGGCGCCUUCCUCACGGUUCACGAAUAUGUUCCGGUCGUGCAUCCGUGGCUGACGGGGAUGCGCGACAGGAUUUUAGAGGUCCAAAGCAAACUGCGGUCACAUUCGGCACCAUGGCCGCCCGAAACGAAUUUGGCCGUUGUUCGGGCCCCUUUCAACGCGGACCUGGGGUUUGAUGACGCCAAAGGGUGGACCAAAUGGCAUGAGAAGCCGCGUGAGCGGCCGCCGGGAGCUACCCCGGGCCACGUGGGCGGCGGCAAGGAGGAAGAGCGCAAUCGUUUGGCCAUGGAAAGGGCUUUGGCGAGUGUCUGGUCGGUUGAGUGUGUUUCAAAGUAUACCUCGGAGGAUUGCAUUGGCGGUCAGUUGUGCCAAAAGGUCCUGGUGCUUCUCCAAGAUAACCACGCCAGCAUCCGCACCCAGCACCUCGUCACCAUCGGGGCCAAAUACACGGCCGUAAUGGACGGCAAAGGAAUCCAGGCUCGGGACAAUCUCAACGUGGACUCCCACCCCUUUUGGUCGCUAAUCUCGCUGACCGACGUGGCCAGCGACGGCGCCCAGUUCAACGACCUGAUUUGGCUCGACCCGGCCAUCUGA
Molecule: messenger RNA, 741 nt
Organism: Pyricularia oryzae 70-15
Lineage: Eukaryota; Fungi; Ascomycota; Sordariomycetes; Magnaporthales; Pyriculariaceae
Exons: 2
Coding region: 1-741 (246 amino acids)
Source: RefSeq, a predicted model, not a curated record